AUUCUUAAAACUCUUAAUGGUAUCUGAAUCAUGUUUACAACCGGCUAAAAUCAUUAACUGUUGAUCACACGCCUCUGUCCGCGAGUACUGUGUCCACACUGGGAUUGACGUGACCAUUGACCAUUCCACCAUGUUUGUAUCGAUUUCUAUUGCUGCAGGCCGCACCUAAUUCGGUGGUUGAAAGUCGUUCGUUUUUACGUUUGUUGUAUACGUUGACGUAUAUUGUCAGGUGACCCGGAUCUAUGAAUAGAUAAUUAACAAGGACUAUUGUUGGAAAACUCACGACCGUCUCGAUUUCUGAUCGUGUGACCUGCCACUACAAAAAGGAUAAGAACCAGACGAACUAACCAUCGGAAAACAUUGCUACCUAAAUUCUCCUCAUACGUUACAUUACAUUUGGAUUUGAACGAAAAGAAGGAAGGAAUACCGUGUUACAUAGAAACAGAUCAUUGCUACAUCGUAUUGGAAUUGAUUGCUUCGCCUGUUCACUGAACUCGUCAUCAUGGAUUGUCUGUCGAACUGUGGGCGGAUCAUCAUAGUGAUACUCAAUUUUAUCAUAUCUCUGCUUGGAUUCGUGAUUUUGGUGCUGGGCAUCAUGGUGAAGGUCGGGUCGGACCAGAUCAACUCUUUGCUGGACACGGCGCUCCAGAGUCUUCAGGAACAGCUGAACACGAGCGGGUUCGGCACGAUCGACAUGAGUCAGUUCAACAUCUCGCAACUCGUCGGCGGACUCGGGACGGGCUUCAUCGUGCUCGGGGUCAUCCUGCUCGUCAUCGGGGUCAGCGGGCUCAUCGGGGCGUGCUGCAAGAUUAAGCUGCUCCUCGUUGUUUAUUUGAUCCUUAUCAUCGUGUUGUUCCUGGGACAAGUCAUCGUGGUUAUUUUGCUCUUUGCUGCCAGACAAGUGUUUGAUGACGCCGCAAAACCAAAGUUUAAAGAGAUGAUUAAAAACGAGUACCAAGGCUUCAAUGGCACUGACGUGACGUCAUUGGCUUGGAAUGUUUUGAUGAGAGAACGUGCUUGUUGCGGGGUUGACGACUACAAUGAUUUCGCGACUGCAACCAUGUGGGUGAGGGAUUAUACAACACAGAGUCCUAUUAAUGGCAUCCUCCAGGCACCCAUAGCUUGUUGUAUCAAUGUACCAUCUUCUGCUCCGGACUUCAGUUGUGCCAAGGCUCCCUCGGACGCAGAGAGUAAUUGGAAAAAGGGUUGCUACGAUUCCUUGUGGUCAUAUGUGGUGAACGAGUCUGGUAUUGUCAUCGGGGUCGUCUGUGCAAUCCUUGGGUUACAGAUAUUGCUGAUUUUCUUCACAAUAUGGAUCUUGUACCAGAUAAACAAGGAAGCUAAAGUCAGUAUGGCUUGAUGAAAUGAUGAAGAUAACUCAAAGAUCUGUGAUAUGUCCGAAUCCAUUAGCUGUCUGUGUGUCCGUCCACCCUACCACGUCACAUAUCUCCGAUCAUACUCUCUACCUUGACCUUCACAUUGCUGCUACUGGAAUAUAUGCUUAUUGACUGCGUUUGGAGGGAAUAUUGUGCUGUACUACUGGUCGAAACGUGUAGUGUUUUGGUUAGAAUAUUGAUUUAUAUUGACGGAAAGAAAGUGAUGACAUUAAUAGUGACAGGAAUGAGUGACUGCAACUAAAACCCUCAUUCGUAGUGUCAGGAAGUUAACUGCGUUACUGAUUUUCAGUCCUAGAUUACUGAGAUUCAGUUUCUCAUUACUGACAUUCAAUCCCACAUCAUUAACAUUAAGUCACACAAUUUUGACAUUCAGUCCCGCAUUAUUGACAUUCAGUCCCACAUUACUGACAUUCAGUCCAGCAAUAUUGACAUUACAUUACAUCUAUAUAUACUAUACAAUUAUUACUACGCAAGUAAAAUAUUUUAAUUUGAUGUAUACUAGCAAGUGUUCCCGUUUUUUUCGCGGAUUCGGCGUGGGUCCAAGUGGUCGGUCCCCGCCUCCCCCCACCACCCCCAUUUUUAUUUUGUCUUUUUAUAACAUGAGUGAUGUUUUCGUAAG
This is a messenger RNA of Gigantopelta aegis, 2016 nucleotides long. RefSeq names its product tetraspanin-18-like. Gene Ontology annotation, cellular component: membrane. The record is from RefSeq and is a predicted model, not a curated record. The coding region runs from base 503 to 1360 and encodes 285 amino acids. The transcript is spliced from 9 exons. NCBI's taxonomy places the organism in Eukaryota, Metazoa, Mollusca, Gastropoda, Neomphalida, Peltospiridae.